Chara braunii is the source of this 1581-nucleotide messenger RNA. NCBI's taxonomy places the organism in Eukaryota, Viridiplantae, Streptophyta, Charophyceae, Charales, Characeae. The record is from the annotation of a GenBank genome assembly.
CGUGGUUGCGUCUGCGGCUGGCGUUCGUGUCGUUCGCAUAAGUGACGAUAGUCCCCUGCGGUUGUCGUCGAUGAGCACGGUCGUUUACGCGUCGGCGGCAAGGGAGACAACAUCGAAACGUGAGCGUUGGGAAAGGCAGACGACCAUCGUCAGUGCGUGGCUCCCAAGAUAUUGCACAGCCACCGACGCUGUGAUCUUGCGUGUGGCGGUGUUUGUGGAGUCCAGUGUGAAUCUCGUGAUGUCAUCGGAAGCGGCGUCUGGGAUGGACGUUGACGGCAUGGCACGACGUGGUGGUUUGACGAUGGCGGAGAGGACGGCUAUUGCUGCGGUGGUUAAUGCCGUCCUCUUCCGCUGCCAGAUGGCGAGCAAUAACGCGAACUUCAAAGCGAAUGUUAGUGCACGGCGCAAGCUCAUGGUGCUUCCGACGACUGGGCAGUGCUUGGAUGUGGCUGCCAUUUCCGACGGGGUGCUGGAGGUCUGCCACGCGAUGGGGUGCGGGGGGUUUCCAUGGGCGACUCCACGGUGGUGGGUGAAGCGGCGAACCGGCGGCAUGUGGGAGGAUAUGCGGCAAUGUGAUGACGCCACCGAUGAUUACUUCAAGGAGAAGCUUCGAAUGUCGCCUCGUGUUUUCCGCGAGAUCGCGGAGACUCUUUCCCCACUCCUUGAACGCCGUGUGACGUUUUACAGGGUGCCUUUGCAGCCAGACCACAUCAUUGCGUAUGCACUGUACAGGUGGGCGACGGGGGAGACGUAUGACAGCGGGACGUGUUCGCAGAAGGCAGUCGUGUUGCGCGGCUUCACGGACAAGGGGUUUCCAAACUGCCAUGGGUGCAUCAACUGCACACAUAUCUACAUCAACAAACCCGCGAACGCCAACGGUGAGGACUACUGCGACAGGAGACUUCGAUCCUCCGUGCAGGCGCAAGUGGUGGUCGACAUGAACUUGUGUGUGCUGGACGUGUUCGUCGGUUAUCCGGGGAGUGUGCAUGACAUGAGGAUGCUGAACCUGUCGAGUUUGUGGGUGCGCGCGGAGUCAGGACAACUUUUCACUGACCCGCAUGUGAUGCUGCCUUUCGGUGUGCGGACUAAUGGCUACUUGCUCGGCGACAAUGGUUAUCCGCAGUCGGAAUGGAUAGUCGUCCCUUACGGCGGUCUCGCGCAACACCCGACGGAGGCACGCUUCGACAACAAACAGAAGACGGCCAGGGGAGCAGUGGAGAGGGCGUUUGGUAGACUGAAGCGGAUGUGGAGGUUGUUCCUCCGCACCCACAAGUGCAACAUGGACAGCUUGCCGCAACAAUUCAUCGCCGUCUGCAUCCUCCACAACAUACUCAUCGACGUCGGCGUCCCGUUUGACGACAAUCUGUUGUGGGAAGUGGGUCCAGACGGCGUGCGUCAUAGAGUGGAUUUGGGGAUGCAUCAGCCAUUGAGGCCAGUGUGCAUGGACUCUACGACGGGGGAUGCGCUGGUAUUGAGGGACGCGUUGGCGGAGCGGAUGAUUGUGCAGUGAGGUUGGUCGUGUUCGCAGUUGGAGACCCCGCCAUGAAUGGAACGAGUCUGAGGGACGAAGCUGUAAGAAGC